Helobdella robusta is the source of this 701-nucleotide messenger RNA. RefSeq lists its product as hypothetical. Gene Ontology annotation, cellular component: ribosome; cytosolic small ribosomal subunit. The record is from RefSeq and is a predicted model, not a curated record. The transcript has 6 exons. Gene Ontology annotation, biological process: maturation of SSU-rRNA from tricistronic rRNA transcript (SSU-rRNA, 5.8S rRNA, LSU-rRNA); translation. Lineage: Eukaryota; Metazoa; Annelida; Clitellata; Rhynchobdellida; Glossiphoniidae. Bases 1 to 627 code for a protein of 208 amino acids. Gene Ontology annotation, molecular function: structural constituent of ribosome.
AUGGGUAUUUCACGGGACAAAUGGCAUAAGCGCAGGAAGACUGGAGGUCGCAUGAGUCAAGUGCGCAAGAAGCGAAAGUUUGAGCUUGGUCGACCACCCGCGCAUACAAAAAUUGGUGCCCGAAGAAUCCACACAAUUAGAACUCGAGGUGGAAAUAAAAAAUAUAGAGCUCUAAGAUUAGAUACUGGAAACUUUUCUUGGGGAUCUGAAGCUAUCACGAGAAAGACCAGAAUUCUUGAUGUAGUUUACAAUGCCAGCAACAAUGAGUUGGUCAGGACAAAAACAUUGGUGAAGAACUGCAUCAUCCUCAUUGAUUCUGCUCCCUUCAGGAACUGGUAUGAAGGGCAUUAUGCAUUGCCUCUCAGCAGGAAGAAGGGUGUAAAACUGACUCCUGAAGAAGAAGCCAGGUUGAACAAAAAAAGAUCCAAGAAGGCCCAACGCAAAUAUGAAAUUAGGAAGAAGACGGCCAAGGUUGAGCCUGCCCUUGAAGAGCAGUUUGCCAGUGGAAAAAUUUUGGCUUGCAUAUCUUCCAGACCGGGGCAAUGUGGUCGUGCUGAUGGUUACAUAUUGGAAGGUAAAGAACUGGAUUUCUACAACAGAAAGAUCAAAGCCAAAAAAGGCAAAUAAGCAGUCAAAUUGUGCAUAUUAUUCUCCUGACUGAACAGUUCUCGGUUGCUAAUGCUUAAAUAAAUUUUAAAAAA